AACCAUGUUACCAACUAUAAUGAGAAAGCCUCAUUUAUUCACAGGAAUCCCGUUAUCAUUAAGGGAGGCUUUGGAAGAGUACGCUCUAGGAUUAAAAAAGCUGACCAUAAAUAUAUUAGAACAAAUGGAUUCUAAUGAGAUGAGAGAAUUAUUCAGUGAAUGUUGUCAAGCUAUGCGAAUGAAUUACUAUCCCCCUUGUCCUAAAGCUGAGCAGGUCCUAGGUUUCUCACCACACUCGGAUGCGGAUGCUUUGAUGAUUCUACUUCAGCUUAAUGAAACAGAAGGCCUUCAGAUCCGGAAAGAUGGGAAAUGGCUUCCAGUAAAACCCAUCCACAAUGCUUUUGUAGUCAACAUCCGUGAGAGUGUGAGCAAUGGUGUUUAUCGCAGUAUCGAACACAGGGCAGUUGUGAAUUCAACAAAAGAGAGGCUUUCCGUUGGUAAAUCCACUACAUGAACCAGGAUGGUUCCGAAGAGAGUCAGUGGAGACGUACUUCAAGAAUUUCUUUGCACGGAAACUUGAUGGAAAGUCCUACCUAGAUUCCAGUUGAUUGUUAUCAAUGUUUCUUGGUAUUUGCACUGCAUAUAUCCAUUUGUUUUCUACUACUGAA
Messenger RNA from Papaver somniferum (opium poppy), 608 nucleotides. Its product is annotated as probable 2-oxoglutarate/Fe(II)-dependent dioxygenase. The coding region runs from base 5 to 454 and encodes 149 amino acids. NCBI's taxonomy places the organism in Eukaryota, Viridiplantae, Streptophyta, Magnoliopsida, Ranunculales, Papaveraceae. The transcript is spliced from 3 exons. The record is from RefSeq and is a predicted model, not a curated record.